Molecule: messenger RNA, 457 nt
Organism: Blepharisma stoltei
Lineage: Eukaryota; Ciliophora; Heterotrichea; Heterotrichida; Blepharismidae
Source: the annotation of a GenBank genome assembly
AUGGCUUCAAGGAAAGAUAUAGAACAGAUUUUAACUGAUCAAGACCAACUAAAUAAGCUUGUAUUUGUAGCUAUGAAGACAAUAGACACGAAUGACUCAGGAACAUUAGAUCCUGAUGAGCUGGGUAAUAUUAUGAGACAAGUCGCAAUAGAUGUUGGCGAUACUCCUCCCAGCGAUAGCGAUAUCAGAGAAGUUUUCGCAGAAUUAGACAAGAAUAAUGAUGGGUAUAUUGAUUUUGAUGAAUUUAAAGAUCUGAUAGUAAGAGUUCUGAACAAUAUUUUGAGUUCAGAACUUGCUUAAAGUCGCACUAUUUAAAUAAAUACUUCUCUUUUAAAGCACCAACGGCUUUAAAAUUGUAGGCUAAUUAAGGGAAAUUUCUAUAAUCCUUUAUAAUUCUAAAAAAAAAUUCAAUAAAAAAUUAUUUUUAAAAAAAAAAUUAGACCAAGAGCUAAAUUAG